AUGGCCAUCAUCAACCACGCCCCAGCACACGGCGUGACCGCCGCCAACGAGAAGAAGGAUAUCGUAGACGCGAAUUAUGUGGAACGCGUCGAUACUCAUGAAGAUCUUUCUCUGGCCAAGGUAGAGGCAGAUGCGGAUCUUGACGCUUUCGGCGCUCGCAGCAAAACCAAUCCCGAGGAGAUUGCUCUUGUUAAGAAGCUCGAUCGCACCAUCCUCCCUAUGCUUUGGAUCAUGUACUUCUUCAACUUCCUGGACCGCAACGCCCUUGUCAACGCCAAACUCAACUCGUUAGAGAAAGAUCUUGGCCUCAAGGGUACACAGUACAACACACUAAUCUCCAUCCUGUUCGUGGGCUACAUCGCCGGGCAGAUUCCGUCCAACAUGAUUCUUAACCGAGUGCGCCCGUCAUGGUACUUGGGUGGCUUCUGCAUGGCCUGGUCAAUAGUCUGCCUCUUGACCUUCUUGGCCAAUGAUUUUGGCAGUAUGCUGGCCUGUCGCUUUAUGCUCGGCGUCACGGAAGCUCCCUUCUACCCCGGUGCUCUUUUCCUCUUGUCGCUGUUCUACACCAAGAAGGAGAUCGCCACCCGCAUGGCUAUCUUCUACACUGGCAAUAUGAUUGCUUCGAGUUUCGCCGGUCUGAUUGCUGCUGGUGUCUUCGCCGGGCUUGAUGGCACCCAUGGUCUCGCAGGUUGGCGCUGGCUCUUCCUCAUCCAGGGCGCUCUCUCCAUUGGCAUUGCAUGCAUUUCCUUCUUCAUGCUUCCCGACCACCCCCUGCAGACCCGCUGGCUCAGCGAAUCCGAGAGGCAACUCGCUCACAAGCGCAUCGCCGCCGACACCACUCAGCGUGAGGAGGCUACCAGUGUGUGGGUCGGUCUGCGCCAGGCUCUGGCCGACUGGCGCACAUGGGUCUUCUGCCUGAUGUACAACACCCACAUCUCGUCCGUCAGCUUCCAGUCGUUCCUGCCCACUGUCGUCAAGACGCUCGGAUACAGCACCACGGUCACGCUUGCGCUGACCUGCCCGCCCUACCUCCUGGCCGCUGCAAUGGCCAUCAUCAUGUCUUACACCUCCGGACGCUACAACGAGCGCACCUGGCACAUCACCAUCUGCAAAUCCAUCAUCAUCGCCGGCUUCAUCAUUCCCGCCGUAACCACCAACGUCCCCGCCCGCUUCGUCGCCAUCUUCAUCUUCGUCACAUUCUCGUUCGGCAUCAACAACAUCAUGCUGGGCUGGACGAGCGUGACGCUGGGCCAGACGCCCGAGAAGAAGGCCGUUGCGCUCGCGCUGUGCAACUCGCUGGGUAACAUGAGCAGCAUCUACACGCCGUACCUGUGGCCGUCGACCGACAACCCCCGGUUCCUCAAGGCGUGGAUGGCGAGUAUCUCGUUCUCGUUCGUGGCCAUCGCCGCCGUGUGGUUGAUGCGCUUCAGCCUGCAGCAUAAGAACAGGAAGAUGAGGCAGAGCAACCCGGAGACCAUGGUCUUCUACGUCUACUAG
Messenger RNA from Didymella exigua CBS 183.55, 1497 nucleotides. RefSeq names its product MFS transporter. Gene Ontology annotation, biological process: transmembrane transport. The transcript has 4 exons. NCBI's taxonomy places the organism in Eukaryota, Fungi, Ascomycota, Dothideomycetes, Pleosporales, Didymellaceae. Gene Ontology annotation, cellular component: membrane. The record is from RefSeq and is a predicted model, not a curated record. Bases 1 to 1497 code for a protein of 498 amino acids. Gene Ontology annotation, molecular function: transmembrane transporter activity.